AUGGCGGCGGCGACGGUCGGGCGGGACACUUUACCUGAGCACUGGUCCUACGGCGUGUGCCGGGACGGCCGCGUCUUCUUCAUCAAUGAUCAGCUCCGCUACACAACCUGGCUGCACCCGCGCACCGGGGAGCCCGUCAACUCCGGCCACAUGAUCCGCUCAGACCUGCCCCGUGGCUGGGAGGAGGGCUUCACGGAGGAGGGCGCCAGCUACUUCAUCGACCAUAACCAGCAGACCACAGCCUUCAGGCAUCCUGUGAGUGGGCAGUUUUCUCCAGAAAAUAGUGAAUUUAUUCUUCAAGAAGAAGAGCCAAAUCCACAUAUGUCGAAGCAAGAGAGAAACCAAAGACCGUCCAGCAUGGUCAGUGAAACGUCCACGGCGGGGACCACUUCCACCGUGGAGGCCAAGGCUGGCCCCAAGAUCAUUAAGUCCAGCAAUAAAGUGCACAGCUUUGGGAAGAGGGACCAGGCCAUUCGGAGGAACCCCAACGUUCCAGUGGUGGUGAGGGGCUGGCUACACAAGCAGGACAGUUCUGGGAUGAGGCUGUGGAAAAGGAGGUGGUUUGUGCUUGCUGAUUAUUGCUUGUUUUACUAUAAAGACAGCCGAGAAGAAGUGGUCCUUGGGAGCAUCCCUCUGCCCAGCUACGUGAUCUCACCGGUGGCCCCUGAGGAUCGCAUAAGUCGCAAGUAUUCCUUUAAGGCUGUACACACCGGGAUGCGGGCUCUCAUCUAUAAUAGCUCUCAGGCCGAGCAGUCGGGCAUGAGGACCUACUACUUCAGCGCUGACACCCAGGAGGACAUGAAUGCUUGGGUCCGGGCCAUGAACCAGGCUGCACAGGUGCUGUCGCGAUCGUCACUGAAGAGGGACACGGAGAAGGUGGAGCGGCAGGCGGUCCCCCAGGCCAACCACGCAGAGUCCUGUCGAGAGUGUGGCCGCGUGGGACCCGGACAUGCAAGGGAUUGUCCUCAUCGCAGCCACGAGGAUUCCUUUGGAUUUGAGAGGCGGGAGCAGGAGGAAGACCGGUACCGCUCCAGGGACCCACUGGAGGGCAAGCGGGACAGGAACAAGGCCAGGUCCCCGUACUCACAAGUCGAAGAGGACGCCUUGUUCGUGGAUUUACCCAGCGGCCCGAGAGGCCAGCAGGCUCAGCCCCAGCGGGCAGAGAGGAACGGUGUGCUGCCUGUCACGUCUGGCCCGGGAGAGCAGAACGGGACUGCUGUGUACCAGCGGGCCUUCCCUUCCAGGACCAACCCUGAGAAGCACAGCCAGAGGAAGAGCAGCCUGGCCCAAGUGGAGCAGUGGGCAAAGACCCAGAAGGGGGACAGCAGGAGCCUGCCCCCGGAGCAGACCCUCCCUCGCCAGGGUCCCAGCCAGCACCUGUCCUUCCCAGAAAACUACCAGACCCUUCCGAGGAGCAGCCGCCACCCCUCGGGGGGCUCUUCGCCCCCUCCCCGCAACCUGCCGAGCGACUACAAGUACGCGCAGGACCGCGCCAGCCACCUGAAGAUGUCGAGCGAGGAGCGCCGGGCGCACCGAGAUGGCACCGUCUGGCAGCUCUACGAGUGGCAGCAGCGCCAGCAGUUCCGGCACGGCAGCCCCACGGCCCCCAUCUGCGCCGGCUCCCCGGAGUUCGCUGAGCAGGGCCGGAGCAGGAGCAUGUUAGAGGUGCCCCGCUCCAUCUCCGUGCCUCCGUCGCCCUCCGACCUCCCUCCCCCGGGACCCCCGAGGGCCUUCCCACCCCGGCGGCCCCACACGCCGGCAGAGAGGGUCACUGUGAAGCCACCGGACCAGAGGAGGAGCGUAGACAUCUCUCUGGGGGGUUCUCCCAGGAAGGCAUGGGGCCCCGCCACCAAGAACUCUUCUCACGUGGACCGACGCUCCAUGCCCUCCAUGGGCUACAUGACCCACACUGUCAGCGCUCCCAGUUUACACGGAAAAUCGGCUGACGAUACCUACCUCCAGCUGAAGAAAGACCUGGAGUACCUGGAUCUAAAGAUGACAGGCCGGGAUCUCCUCAAGGACCGAAGUCUGAAACCGGUGAAGAUCGCCGAGAGUGACAUUGACGUCAAGCUGAGCAUCUUCUGUGAACAAGAUCGGGUCCUCCAGGACUUGGAAGACAAGAUACGAGCCCUUAAAGAGAACAAAGACCAGCUAGAGUCCGUGCUGGAGGUGUUGCACAGACAGAUGGAGCAGUACCGAGACCAGCCCCAGCACCUGGAGAAGAUCGCAUACCAGCAGAGGCUGCUGCAAGAGGACCUUGUCCACAUCCGGGCUGAGAUCUCCAGAGAGUCCACUGAGAUGGAAAAUGCCUGGAAUGAGUACCUAAAGCUAGAAAGAGAUGUGGAGCAGCUAAAGCAGACCCUGCAGGAGCAACACAGAAGAGCCUUUUUCUUCCAGGAGAAAUCUCAGAUACAGAAGGAUCUCUGGAGGAUUGAAGACGUCAUUGCAGGCCUGAGUGCAAAUAAAGAGAACUUCAGAAUCCUGGUGGAAUCGGUCAAAAAUCCAGAGAGAAAAACGGUGCCUUUGCUUCCUCACCCGCCUGUGCCUUCACUCUCGACCUCUGAGAGCAAGCCGCCCCUGCAGCCCAGCCCUCCCACCAGCCCUGUGCGGACCCCUCUGGAGGUUCGACUCUUCCCCCAGCUGCAAACCUACGUGCCGUACCGACCUCACCCGCCCCAGCUGAGGAAGGUGACGUCCCCGCUUCAGUCACCAACCAAGACCAAGCCCAGAGUGGAAGACGAGGCACCUCCCAGGCCCCCGCUGCCCGAGCUCUACAGCCCAGAGGACCAGCCCCCGGCCGUGCCCCCGCUGCCGAGGGAGGCCACCAUCAUCCGGCACACUUCAGUGAGGGGCCUCAAGCGGCAGUCGGACGAGAGGAAGCGAGAUCGGGAGCAGGGACAGUGUGUGAACGGGGACUCCAGGGUGGAGCUCCGGUCGUACGUCAGCGAGCCAGAGCUGGCCACCUUCAGCGGGGACACGGCCCCAUCCUCCCUGGGCCUCGUGGGCUCUGAGGGCAGGUACCAGACGCUGCCAGGCAGAGGCCUCUCGGGGUCCAUGUCAAGGCUCCAGCAGUCGUCCACCAUUGCGCCCUACGUCACCCUCCGGAGGGGUCUAGAUGCCGAAAGCAGCAAGAUGACCUACCCUAGACCCAAGAGUGCCUUGGAGCGCCUGUACUCAGGAGACCACCAGCGGGGCAAGAUGAGCGCGGAGGAGCAGCUGGAGCGCAUGAAGCGGCACCAGAAGGCGCUGGUCCGGGAGCGCAAGAGGACGCUGAGCCAAGGAGAGAGGACGGGGCUGCCCUCGUCCCGCUACCUCAGCCAACCGCUCCCGGGAGACCUCGGCUCAUGGAAGCGUGAGCAGGACUUUGACCUGCAGCUGCUGGAACGGGCUGUACAAGGGGACAGAAAGGACAAGGAAGAGAAUGGCUGGCUGAAGGUGCAGGCCAUGCCUGUCACUGAAUUGGACCUGGAACCACAAGACUAUGACGUGGACAUCAGCAGAGAGCUCUCCAAACCAGAGAAGGUCUCCAUCCCCGAGCGUUAUGUGGAGCUGGAUCCUGAAGAGCCACCCAGCCUGGAGGAGCUGCAGGCACGAUACCGCAAAGCCGAGAAGAUCCGUAACAUCCUCACCCGGUCCAGCAUGUGCAACCUGCAGCCGACCGCCAGCCAGGACCGGAACAGUGUGGCCGACCUGGACUCGCAGCUGCAGGAGCAGGAGCGCAUCAUUAACAUCUCCUACGCCCUCGCCUCGGAGGCCUCCCAGCGCAGCAAGCAGGUGGCAGCGCAGCAGCUGGCCCUCCUCCCGCCUAAAGCCCCCCUGUCCUCCCGGACCGUGCCACCUUACCCCCCCUUAAGCAACGGACUCCACUACACCUUUGUCUAA
Rangifer tarandus platyrhynchus (Svalbard reindeer) is the source of this 3882-nucleotide messenger RNA. Lineage: Eukaryota; Metazoa; Chordata; Mammalia; Artiodactyla; Cervidae. The record is from the annotation of a GenBank genome assembly.